Messenger RNA from Dermochelys coriacea (leatherback sea turtle), 4642 nucleotides. It is a transcript of the gene FLACC1, whose product is annotated as flagellum associated containing coiled-coil domains 1. Gene Ontology annotation, cellular component: cytoplasm. NCBI's taxonomy places the organism in Eukaryota, Metazoa, Chordata, Testudines, Dermochelyidae. Bases 2086 to 3213 code for a protein of 375 amino acids. The record is from RefSeq and is a predicted model, not a curated record. The transcript is spliced from 15 exons.
AACAUGAUUUCCUCCUUGGGAAUAAUGGGCUUCUUACACUCUGUACACCUAUUUCUCUCACACACGUUUCUUGUGCACCCUUAAAUCAUUUCAGAUGGACUCCCUGGGCAAAAGAGUUUUGUGCACUCUCUCUUUAAGAUGGAAAGAACAUUAGUAGCCAAUGAAAUGGCACUCUCCUGUUUCCAUGGUGACAAGGGAAACUAACCUUGUCUCCCGGAGAAGCAAAGAUCUUGAUAAGAAACAGGACCUACAAGGGCUGCUUUUUUUUUUGAUAAACUUCCAGGGGUUCCAGUCUCUGGAAACGUCUGGACCAAAGAAUAAACCAGCUGCUAUAUGAGAGUAAGACAAAAUGUAAGGUUUUUUUCCCCUUGUUUUGUUUGCGAUUCAGAUCUGCAAAGGGGACACACUCCAUUGCUCUCGGGUUUUGUGUUUUAGAAACUAAAGAAAUUGAAACUGCUGCUAAGACCAGGAAAUGUUUUUAAAAAGCUGUUAAAUCCAAUAGAUCAUUCAGAUGAGUUUCUUGAGGGCUGGGCUCCCUGGAGGCCCCAGAGAUUUCAAGUAAUGUCUUGCCAGAAAUAACACUUUUUUUUUUUUUUUUUUUUUACAAGUAGAGCAGGCCUGAUUUUUAGAGGUGCCGAUACCCGAAGCUUCCACUGACUUCACCUGGAACUGUGGACUCAAGAGAUCUAAUUUAUUUAUCUUUGUUGUGGGCUCUGUUUGAAAACUUCGGGUUUUCUAAGGGAUUUUCAGCAGAUUAGUGGGGGACGGGGACAAUCUCUCAGCUUUAUACACCUUGGAAACAGGAAGUUUUGCCUGAAUAGUUGGCUUAAUUUUUUCCAUUUCUAAAUGUGAUCUCAUUACUUUUAGUUCUAUCUCCCUUGUUAGCACACACAAUAAUCCCUUGCUAGUUACAUCCUUCCAAUACUUGUAGGCUAUUACCAUGAUCCACCCCCCUUAGCCCUCUCCUAGCUCAAUCUAGGCUACUUUAAUCUACCCAGUAUUCCCCCCAUAAUUAUUGUUCUUCUCUAAAGUGCCUCUAAAUUCUUUCUAGUGUGAUGCUUCCACUUCUGAGUAGUGAUGGUGUCAUCAGAGGCUAUUAUGGUAAAUUUGUUACUGUUUUUUCCCAUGUUCUGUGGAGCAUGAUAGGUGGCCAGGAAGAGAAAAUUUCAUGGCAGUUUUGAAGAGUGGGACAGGAUGCCAAGGGCUUGGGAAGAGUACAGAGUUGAAGGCAAAUGGAGAGUGCAAAAUGGAACCCACCGUUGCUAGGGUCUUUAGAGCCUCACUCAUGAUGCACCUGGCAUGCUACUAGGAACUGUGUCAGACUAGGUUGGGUACCAUGACAACCCAGAGCCUUGUACCUAUGGUUACACUAGUGAUCAGUUAUCCUGGUGUGGUCAGACCACAGGCAUAUACAGCAGGAUGAUUGCCUGCCUUGUCAGUGAUGUUACAGCUCUCCGUGCAGGCCAAAAUUGCAUUGAUCUUUCUUUGGAUCCCCAAAGGAUGGAUUUGUCCCAGCCCUACUUGUAAAUGAAAGUAGUGAAUCUCCAUGACAAUUUGAAAGUAGCCAGCUGUUUGUGAAAUCUCCAAAAUUCCUCCCCUGUCCACGGUGUGUCUGGGGUGGAUCACUGUCUGAGUUAGGUAGUUGGUGUACAUGAAAUGGAAAGAUACCUGUGCUUGCAUGUGAGUAUAAGAUAAAGAUCAGACUUGGAACCCUUAAUGUGUGAGAGUGAAUUCUGUGCUCAGAUACAUGUGUGUAACUUACAGAACUCAAUGGGAGUUCCAUGUAUGCAUCCAAGGGCUGAAUCUGGCUUUCUGUAUACUAUGGCUGUGUUGGUCUCUCAUAAGAAGAAGGUGAUAUUUUUUCUGACUUACCAAAAAAUUCCAAGACUAGUAAAUGCUUCUGACUCCUCAUACCUUUGUUUCAUCUCCAGCCUUUUGCCCAGCCAGGGUUCCUGCUAUACAGACAUGUCCCAUUCCCCCUUUUUGUACUGUGCUUGUUGGGACCCUUGGAAUGUGCGGGGUAAAAGGCUAAUUAAGACCAUGCCAGGCGUACCGAAUCAGAAAGCCAGGUUCUCUUAACUAGGCAUGAUCUUGAAAAACCAAAAUAGUUUCCUAUUUGCUAUAAAACCACCCAGCACAUCCAAAAGGAUAUUGCCGAACAGAAAAUAUGGAUAUCGACUGCGAAGCAGAGAACCACCUGAUACUUCAGGGGAGUUCAUAGAAAUCUCACCUGGUUAUACCUUGACUCGGAGUAAAGAACAUCUCUCCGUCACACUAGGGGAGGAAUUUUUUGAAAGAAAAAGAACUACUGAAGAACCAGCCCCGCCCUUUGUUCCCAGAAGCCCAGUGAAACUUGAGACGAAGGAUAUUACUACUGACUUAGAGGAACAGAUUGCUGAGCUGACAGACAUGAUGGAGCAACUGCGCAGAGAUCACCAGGCCUCCUGCAAACUGUUGGAGAAGGAUAUGGAAGAAAAAUGCAAUGAAAUGCAACAGGAGCAUGAGAAUAAGAUCAGGGAACUCCAAGAAGCUCACUGUGCAGAGCUCCAGGCCUUGCAAGUGCAGUACAAGAAAGAACUGAGGACUGAGAGGGCCUCUGCACAAGAGAAAAUGGAGGUGAUGCAGAAGGAAUACAAGUAUCUGAAGAAUGCAUUCCGAAUGUACCAGGACAGUGUUUCUGAUGAAAUGGAGGAGAAGUGGCUGAGAAGGCAGGCUGAAUGGAAGAAAAGUGAGAGGACUGAGCGGGAGAAGGCACUAUUACAGCAAAAGCAGGAACUGAUGAAGACAUUUGAGAUGGAGAGAGAGCAGCUAAAGAAAUCAUCUCAGGGUGGGAACUCUGUGAUGAAUAAACUCUACCAGCAGGAAAGAGAGGAGCAUAUUAAACAGCACCAGGAAGAUGUGGAGAAAAUAAAAGAGUUGCAAAACAUCAAGGAGUCUCUGGAAGCCGAUUUGAAGGAGAAGGACCAAAUUCUCCAGGCUCUCACCACAACGAUGCAGAACACUCACGGGGAGCUUCAGAAAGAGAAAAGCAACCUGAUGGAGUUGGAGAAAAACAUUCAACAGAAAAUUUCGGCAGUUGAAUUAAAACACCAGCUCAAUAUCACUUCCUUGGCAGAUGAAAAUGCCAUUCUGAGACGCAAACUGAUCACAAAGAGCGAAGAAGCAUAUAACAAAAGAGUCCAGCGAAAGAGUCGGUUAUCAGGAUUGCUCUAAUGGGAAUGUGACCUUGUUACUAAGGGAAACUUGCUGAUGAUGGUAAAUCCAAAUGUAGCAAUAUGUUCAAGUUUAUUUUCCAUUUCUGUAGGCAAUGCCAAAUCUGCAGUCCCUCACUCUUCCAAAUCAAUCAGUCAUAUUCACGGUGUCCUAUUUUUGUCCUGUCAUUUCCAUUUUGCUUUGUUUCCAGAGAGAGCGAUGGAUGCUGGCCCCAAGUAUGUGUGCUGCACUGAUGCUCAGCUAAAUCCUAUCUCUGCUCAAGCUCUCUCUCUCUUACCAGGACAGGCUGGUGUGGUAUAGAUGAAUGGGUGCUCAGAGGCUAAUGUUUUUAUCCCUCUUGCUAAUCUAUACUAUAGUUAUAUGCUACUAUAAAUGGGGAUGCUGCUCCUUCCAGGAAGUCAGACUUCUAGUCAGAGUCCUUCCUACACUUGGCUGAGGCUGUAUGGAAUGGACAGCUAACUUUGCUGUUGCUUACCUUUAUGUUAUUUCACUGGCAACCAGUCUUUACCUUGUAAUUACAUCAAAGCUCGUAAGCCCAGCAGCGCUUGGAGUCCUAUCUACCAAGGGAGGUGUUGCAAAAAGUGAGUGUGGUGAUUGUGUCUAUUGGGCAUUCUUCAGUGCUCUGGUACUAGAAGUAGGAUUUGAAUACCAAUGAGGUAAGUAAAUUUUUGUCCCCUGGCUGCCCAACCACUUCAGGCUUCCAUAGAGUUGCACCUUCACAACUGACUUAAUUCUUAAGCUGCUAAAAGCAGAUGUUCUGAAAGAUGGAUAACAGAGGCUCUUGCUGCCACUGUCUGACUGGCUCUACUGGAGAGCAGUGUGUGGAAGCAGAGAGUUAGAUUUAUUGAGAACAGAAGCUGAAUAAGUCUAAUGGACACUUUAUUAAGAAAAGAAGUUACUAUUAACCUGCCUGACCAUCAGUGCUUUGAAAAGGCACUUCUGGUGUAAGCCCUUGCCAUAUACUUUCAAUUUUUUUCUCCAAUCUAUCCUAUUGGACUAAAAUUUGUAUAAUUAUUUUCAGGGAGAGAAAAUUUUCUGAAACUUACUUUUUAUUUUUUUUACAAGCUGAUCAUAAACUACAUGUGUGCACAACCCUAAACUUGAUUCUAAGUUAGUCAGUAUCUUGUUUUCCAAAUCUGGUAGAUAGUUCUCCCUGAAAAAUACAUCAUUUGAGAAAGUGGCUAAGUGCCUCUAUAUUAAUACCUGCUAUCAUCUACAGCAGUGUUUCUCAACCUUUUUGAUACCAGGACUGGCUUCCUCCCUUCCUAAAUUGUCAGGGAGAUAUCAGGGACUGGUGCUGGUCCACGGACUGGUCACUGAGAAACACUGAUCUACAGGCACUGAGCUAUCCAGCAACCUGGUUGUACUCACAAUUCUGGUAGACUACAAAAAGUGAACACUUCUAAUGAAAUAGCCUGCUCUCUGGAAA